GUAGAGCAUAGCUGCUAGUUGGAUCCUGUGAAGCAGAUAAAAAUGGCCGGUGGGGGAUUCGCUGUUGAUGCACCGGCCAAUGGCUUCGAUGGCAAGAUGACACUCUCAGUUGUCAUCACUUGCAUCGUUGCUGCAUCCAGUGGACUCAUCUUUGGAUAUGACGUCGGAGUUUCAGGUGGUGUGACAACGAUGGUACCGUUCCUUGAGAAAUUCUUCCCAUCAAUACUUAGAAAGGCUGCAAAAGCCGAAGUGAACAUGUACUGCGUGUAUGACAACCAAAUGUUAACAUUAUUCACGUCUUCUCUCUAUCUUGCUGGCUUAGUAUCAUCUCUGGCAGCUAGUCGAGUGACGAUGGUGUUGGGUCGGAGAAACACCAUCGUCUUGGGUGGUGCCGUCUUUCUUGCUGGUGGUGCCAUUAACGGAGGUGCUCAAAAUAUUGCUAUGCUCAUUUUGGGUCGUAUUCUUCUCGGCCUUGGAGUCGGUUUCACUAAUCAAGCGGCGCCGUUAUACCUUUCGGAAAUGGCUCCAGCCAAAUGGCGUGGCGCAUUCAACACGGGCUUCCAAUUUUUCCUAUCGGUUGGAGUUCUUACCGCAGGCUGCAUAAACUACGCCACCGCAACGCACACGUGGGGUUGGCGAGUCUCUCUUGGCCUCGCCGUCGUGCCUGCCACCGUUAUGACAGUAGGUGCCAUCCUCAUAACUGACACCCCCAGCAGCUUGGUUCAACGCGGCAAAAUAGACCAAGCCAGAAAGGCCUUGCGCAAAGUCAGAGGUUCCCACGUCGACGUUGAACCCGAGUUGGAAGAGCUUCAAGAUUGGUCGCAAAAUGCCAAAUCUAUGCAGCAGGAGCCCUUCAUGACCAUAUUUGAGAGGCAGUAUCGGCCUCACUUGCUCAUGGCAAUUCUUAUCCCACUUUUUCAGCAGCUUACGGGCAUCAACAUUGUUGCCUUCUAUUCACCCAACCUCUUUCAAUCCGUCGGUUUCGGACACCACGCAGCUUUACUUUCUACCAUCAUAAUUGGCCUUGUCAACCUUGCUUCUCUCCUCGUAUCUACUUCUUUUGUUGAUAAGUUUGGUCGAAGAUUCCUGUUCAUAACUGGUGGCGUUCUCAUGCUUGUCUGUCAGAUUGCGGUGUCUGCUUUGCUAGCUGAGAUGACUGGUGUUCAUGGUACAACAAACAUAUCAAAGGGUAACGCAAUAUUGGUAUUGGUGCUAUUGUGCUUUUAUACUGCAGGUUUUGGUUGGUCGUGGGGUCCUCUGACAUGGCUAAUUCCAAGUGAAAUUUUCCCCUUAAAAAUCAGAACCACUGGGCAAAGCAUAGCAGUUGGGAUGCAGUUCAUAGCACUGUUUGCGUUAUCACAGACAUUCUUGACAAUGCUGUGCCACUUUAAGUUCGGGGCCUUCUUGUUCUAUGCAUUUUGGAUUGCAGUGAUGACUCUCUUCGUUGUGUUUUUCUUGCCUGAGACCAAAGGAAUUCCUUUGGAGUCAAUGAACACCAUAUGGGACAAACACUGGUUUUGGCGGAGGUUUGUUACCGGAGUAGUUGACCAAGAUAAUCAUCCAUGAACAUUAUUGGCACUCCCUAAUGUAGGUUCUGUUUGUAAGUCUCAAAAGAUGAUAAUCAUUGGCAAUGCCUUCGUACAAGUUACAACUACAAUGUUUUGUUUCUAUAUCUGA
Messenger RNA from Cajanus cajan (pigeon pea), 1677 nucleotides. Its product is annotated as sugar transport protein 5. Gene Ontology annotation, biological process: monosaccharide transmembrane transport. Gene Ontology annotation, molecular function: monosaccharide transmembrane transporter activity. Gene Ontology annotation, cellular component: membrane. NCBI's taxonomy places the organism in Eukaryota, Viridiplantae, Streptophyta, Magnoliopsida, Fabales, Fabaceae. The record is from RefSeq and is a predicted model, not a curated record.